AUGUCGAGCAGUGCCCAUUCACAACACCUCUACUACCAUGCCUCGUGCUCCAGAUCCCCAAACUCCCCGAGACCCUCCUCCCAACAGCUGUCCCGAGAUAGCCCUAAAGAACCCGCCCGGCAGACCCCAGUGUCGUCCCUCCUCCACGAGCGGCUCCAGAAGGAGCGUCAAUCAGAGAGCGCAAAGCUGGCUUCGUCUCGACUGAACAAUGAGUCGAACAACUCCCUUGACAAGAUGUCGAACAUCCAGAGGUCACCUACUAGGAGUGUUGGUCUCGAUAUCUCUAGGCCCAAUUCUGGUGCUGGCGGGGGAGAGCCGGCAGCAAGAAAAGGCCUUGGCAUCAAGGAGAUGGAGCAUGUUGUAUCGAGCCUACACAAGCAAAACUUCGACCUCAAGUUAGAGCUAUACCACCGCAGAGAAAGGCAGACCAUGCUGGAAGAGAACAUGGAAACCUUGCGAUCCGAAAAAUGCGCAGCCGAGGAGCUGAAUAAUAAACUGGCGGAGGAGGUUGAGAAGCGUGACAAGGCGGUGGAAGAAGCCGUUGCUAUGAUUGUUACACUGGAGGCAAGGAUUGAAGAGUUGACCAAGGGCAACUCUCACCUGGGACGGCUGGCCGAACCCCAGGGCCUUUUUAGCCCUCCUGAUGUUGACUAUAGUUCCCAGGGUCUUGCUCCCGCACCCGAGAUUAUCGAUCCUCGAUGGAUAGACUUUGACGGCAGAAGCAUCAACCGAAUGCCCAGCUUUCUUUCGGACCAGAGCGAGAACACCGAAAACCUCAGAAAUGUAUACAUCGGUGCUAGAGGCAGCCUCAUCAGCCUCCCUCGCGUGAGCGAAAGUGCAUUAGACAUGCACAGCGACCCAAUCAAUGGCUUGUCUAGCCCGACACUAAGCGUCCUGAGCGAGAGCUCCUUCGUCAGUGUCUACGGUCAGAAAGGUCAGGAUCUGACUCUCCCUUCAACGAUCGACGAGCCGCUUUCCCUUGAUGGUAUGACGCAUGAUAUGGGAAAGCAAGAUGGCACGGGCCGUUUGAGAGUCACUACUGAGGCUCGGCCGGUUGAUUCCCGCACAGAGGGCCCAACCUCGCGAAUGCACGGGUCGAGCCAGUUCCAGCCGAUAGCAAGCAUCAUGGGUGGUUCACCGUUACAGAAGAUUGAAAAGAUGGACCCAGGUUACUCCCCCAGGAGACAAACUCCCCAACCCACCAACCGCGCAAUGAAGCCGCCGCCGACGUCCGACGGCACUAAAGUUGCGCCGUUACACGGUCGUCGGGCUACUCUGGAAACGAAGAGGGAGACUCUGCGCAGAGUGAUCACUGAUACGCCUGGCGGUGUGAGCCUGCAUGAGUCUGGCAUGCCGCCGACUCCUGACACGAUAUCGAGCGCAACUCUCAAUCGUAUGAAGCAUUCCAAUGACACACUUGGCAAUCGCAGCUUUAGUGGUGGUUCAGAACGGAACGGGUAUCCCAUGGAAGCUGCAGACAAUAAGGGUGCGACGCCGACGAACAACUCCCCUGCAGUUGUUAAGCCUGCUCACAAUCAUAAACUGUCUCACAAGUCACCAGUACUUCAUACUGUUGACCCAUGGAGUCACCUUGCUCGGGAAAUCCAACGCCCUCGGUCAGCAGAUGAGUCGACUGUAUCCCACAGGCGGGAGAAUAGGUGGUCGAUGGAUAGCGCUGACACCGAAAACACCUUCGAGUCUAGCUUGGACAUUUGGCUACGAGCAGGUGGCGGCAAGGCCCAAGCAGAUGACAGAGGCGGCUCCCCAGACAUGUUCGGUUUCCCAGGCGGCCCCUCAAUGGGUAGCUGGGGAAUGAAUGCUAUCAUGGGUCAUGGCAAUGACCAAAAGACGGAAGGGAAUCACGUCGAUGGGAAACAGUUGGAAGAGUUGUUCUCAGUCCAGCAGGCGCUCUUUGGAACAGGCCCACCUUCACCUCCCAACAGGCGAUCCAGCCUACAGGCUCGCGCUGGUCAGAACAACAGUAAGGCGGAGCACGAACAGAAACUAAGUCAACAUGAAGCUGUACAGAAGUUUUUUGGCCGCCGCCCUCGUCAUGCGAGAACAAACAGCGACGAUGCCCAAAUGAGGGCUGGUAUGAAGACCCCAGUCCAGGCUCAGUUCUUCCAACCACCGAAGCAGUCUCCCAACUGCAGCCAGAAACGGCAGCAGACUCAAUACCCUCCCAUUGCGGGACAACAUGGUGCUCGGAACGGGCUUACUCGACUUUGGAGGCGAUCAUUUGGCGCUGGUGCUUCAUUGCCCCCAGCUGAAGGCCCCAUUCCUGACAACAGUGAAAUGCCAGCCAGGGAUGUACCAAAUGCGCCUCAGACGCAAACGAGUGUGAGCCGGAACGUUGCAUUGCUGGACGAUGACCGUUCGGGAGCGACACCGCCACCCAUCGCCCGUGAAGACCGACAUGUUCAGGGUCCUGGGUUAGAUGGAGAUGGGUAUAAGGGCGAGAUCCAGUCACCCACUAUGACUGAAAUCCAACCUAUCCCGCAAGGGGCUUUUGAUUCCUCGCAGCAUUCUGAGGCGGGCAACCUGCCCUCAGGCCCAGCUACUGGUGCUAGGAGAAAGUGGCUACCUGGAUUCGGUCGUGCAGGUAACCUGAAAGUGAGGACCAGCUAG
Clonostachys byssicola is the source of this 2628-nucleotide messenger RNA. The record is from the annotation of a GenBank genome assembly. Lineage: Eukaryota; Fungi; Ascomycota; Sordariomycetes; Hypocreales; Bionectriaceae.